Messenger RNA from Triticum turgidum subsp. durum (durum wheat), 1167 nucleotides. The record is from the annotation of a GenBank genome assembly. NCBI's taxonomy places the organism in Eukaryota, Viridiplantae, Streptophyta, Magnoliopsida, Poales, Poaceae.
AUGGUUUUUUCUCAGACAUCCUCUCUGGCAGUAAAGCUUGCACAAGGACCCAAGCUCUUUACUACAAAGACAAUUCUCCCCAUGGACCCCCCGGGUGUUGUCUCCUCUGAAAAUGCUGAAUAUGAUUUCUCUGAUGUUUUUGGUUCCAGUCCAGUCGAGACAGCAACAGAACUUUGUGUUGUUGAUCCAGAGAGCCCUGCAGCUCCUGUUGAGUCCCCUGAGGAGGUUUAUAAUGAUCCUGCGGUCAUCUUCAAGCGGUCACAUUCUCUUGUUGGUCCAUCAUCACUUGUUAGCUGCUCUUUGGGACUUGGCAAGCUCACUCUAAACAUAGCAGAUGGAUCAUCAGAACUUGUAGGCCACACCACAGAAGAAAAGGAACUUAACCUAGAGCAGUUCAGUGAUGAAGAGUUUGGUGAUGCCGUGACUGAGGAUGAGGGUGUUGGGCUUGAUGACUUUGAAAUCUUGAAGCUUGUAGGCCAAGGGGCAUUUGGCAAAGUCUUUCAGGUGAGAAAGAAGGGUACUUCAGAAAUAUAUGCAAUGAAAGUUAUGAGGAAGGACAAGAUACUGGAGAAAAACCAUUCCGAGUACAUGAAAGCUGAAAGAGACAUACUGACAAAAGUUGACCAUCCUUAUGUAGUGCAGCUGAGGUACUCCUUUCAGACCAAAUAUCGACUUUACCUUGUCCUGGACUUCGUAAACGGGGGGCAUCUCUUCUUUCAGCUCUACAAGCAAGGAUUAUUUAGGGAGGAACUUGCACGAAUCUAUACGGCUGAGAUUAUAUCUGCUGUAGCCCACCUCCAUGCUAAUGGGAUUAUGCAUAGAGAUCUUAAGCCCGAGAACAUCCUAUUGGAUGCUGAAGGCCAUGCCAUGCUAACUGACUUUGGCCUUGCGAAAGAAUUCCGUGAGAACACCCGAUCAAACUCGAUGUGUGGCACUCUCGAGUAUAUGGCCCCUGAAAUUAUUCAGGGCCAGGGGCAUGAUAAGGCCGCAGAUUGGUGGAGUGUAGGAAUCCUCCUGUUUGAAAUGCUGACGGGCAAGCCCCCGUUUGUCGGGAACAGAGACAAAGUUCAGCAGAAGAUAGUGAAGGAGAAGUUGAAGCUUCCUCCGUUUUUGACUAGCGAAGCCCACUCGCUGCUGAAAGGAUCUUGCAUUUACUUGCGGCAAUGA